Molecule: messenger RNA, 1916 nt
Organism: Glycine soja
Lineage: Eukaryota; Viridiplantae; Streptophyta; Magnoliopsida; Fabales; Fabaceae
Product: DNA damage-repair/toleration protein DRT100
Exons: 1
Coding region: 531-1637 (368 amino acids)
Molecular function (GO): protein binding
Source: RefSeq, a predicted model, not a curated record
AAUACAAUUAUCAAUGGGUGUAUACUAUAUAGCAUAUAGAAUAGAAGCUUGCGAGCGAGUCUCAUAAUUUAGUUUGGAUCUGGUCCUUUCUCCACCAUGUGCAUGCUUCAACUCUAAUCUCUAUCUGUCACACCAUUUCCCUUCUACCCACAAACUUAUCCCUCUCCCCCCAUGUUCAGUUGUUCCUCCUAUUUUCUUCAAUUUAAAAACUAAAGAAAAUAAAUUGACCAGAUCACAGUCCUAUAACUAGUCUCCAAGAUCACUUCACCAGUUAGGAACUCUGUAAGGGGCAAACUCGUCACUCGCCCACAAAACUUGAAUCAACAACAGUACUAUAAAUACCAGCAUUGUCAGAAUCCCAAACUCCAAUGCAAGUAGCCACACACCCCUCCCACCGAUUCAUUAACUUCACACACAGACACGGUGUUUCCACCACACCAUAGCAUAUAGUACUAGUAGAUUAAACGCCAAAGAAAUAAAUUACUCACUUUCACGUAAACCAUAACGUGCUUCCACCGCAACCAACCACAAUGGGUGCCGUUAGGUCCAUAACGGUGUUGCUACUAGUGUUAUUUAUGGCCAUGAGCUCCGGCGUGCGCUCGUGUCCGCCGUCGGACAGGGCGGCGCUGCUGGCAUUCAAGGCGGCGCUCCACGAACCCUACCUGGGAAUCUUCAACUCGUGGACCGGCGCCGACUGCUGCCACAAGUGGUACGGCGUGAGCUGCGACCAGGAGACCCGCCGCGUCGCCGACAUCAACCUCCGCGGCGAGUCGGAGGAGCCGAUCUUCGAGCGCGCCCACCGCACCGGCUACAUGACCGGCUACAUCUCGCCGGCGAUCUGCAAGCUCGCGCGCCUCUCCAGCAUCACCAUCGCCGACUGGAAGGGAAUCUCCGGCGAGAUCCCGCGCUGCAUCACGACCCUCCCGUUCCUCCGCAUCGUCGACCUCAUCGGAAACCGCCUCUCCGGCUCCAUUCCCGCCGACAUCGGCAGACUCCAUCGGCUCACGGUGCUCAACGUCGCCGACAAUCUCAUCUCCGGAACAAUCCCAACCUCGCUGGCGAACCUCAGCAGUCUCAUGCACUUGGAUCUCCGAAACAACCUCUUCUCCGGGCCCAUUCCAAGAAACUUCGGUUCUCUCAGCAUGCUGAGCCGGGCCUUGCUCAGCGGAAACAGGCUAAGUGGGGCCAUCCCGAGCUCGGUUUCUCAGAUUUACCGUCUGGCGGAUCUGGAUCUGUCUCGUAACCAGAUUUCUGGGCCCAUUCCGGAGUCGCUGGGUAAAAUGGCGGUUUUAUCGACACUAAACUUGGAUAUGAAUAAACUCUCUGGGCCCAUUCCGGUGAGUCUGUUUAGUUCCGGAAUCAGUGACUUAAACCUGAGCCGGAACGCCUUGGAGGGAAACAUACCGGACGCGUUCGGCGUGAGGUCUUAUUUCACUGCUCUGGAUUUGUCGUAUAAUAACCUAAAAGGGGCCAUACCUAAGUCCAUAUCCUCUGCUUCCUAUAUUGGGCACUUGGAUUUGAGUCAUAACCAUCUCUGUGGCAAGAUUCCCCUUGGCUCUCCUUUUGAUCAUCUCGAAGCCUCCUCCUUUGUCUACAACGAUUGUCUCUGCGGGAAGCCCCUCAAACCUUGCUACUAGCUCACCAUUACAUGCAAACUCAAAUAUCUUGGAAAAAUAUAUGUAUAUUUGCAGUUAGACCAGUGUGUACCUUCCUUAGUUAACUCAUCGGUCCGUUUCAUGUAUCAAUUUGUUGUUUGUUAUCGCGAUCGUGAUAUAGUAAAUGUAGUACUAUAUGAUUGGGCCUACGCUACGCUAAAUAAAUUACUACAACUGUUCUUAUAAGGUCCUCGCACGUCGUUUUUAUCUGCAUGAAUUUGUACCAGGUACUCACUAUCUAUCUAUCAACCAAUUCAACUA